AUGGCGAUCCAAAAGAAGCACGGCAAAGGCCGUUUGGAUAAAUGGUAUAAACUCGCUAAAGAAAAGGGCUAUCGAGCUCGCGCUGCUUUCAAAUUAAUUCAGCUCAAUAAAAAAUACGGUUUCCUCGAAAAGAGCAAAGUUCUUCUCGAUCUUUGUGCUGCUCCUGGAUCAUGGUGUCAAGUCGCGGCAGAAUGUAUGCCAGCAGGCAGUCUAAUUGUCGGCGUCGAUCUCGCUCCGAUUAAACCUAUUCCUCGCGUUAUCACCUUCCAGAGCGAUAUCACUACCGAUAAAUGCCGUUCGACCCUCCGAUCUCAUGUCAAGCAUUUGAAGGCAGACACAGUUCUUCACGACGGUGCGCCGAAUGUCGGUACAGCAUGGGUGCAGGAUGCUUUCACCCAGGCCGAGUUAGUGUUGCAAUCCAUGAAAUUGGCGACUGAAUUUUUAAGAGAAGGAGGUACCUUUGUCACCAAGGUCUUCCGUUCAAAAGACUAUAACCCCCUUCUGUGGGUCUUCAAGCAGCUCUUCACAUCCGUUGAAGCUACUAAGCCUCCGUCAUCGCGAAAUGUCUCUGCCGAAAUUUUCGUUGUUUGCCGUGGCUUCAAAGCACCAAAACGCCUAGAUCCUAAAUUCUUGGAUCCUCGACAUGUGUUUGCAGAAUUGGCUGACCCAACACCCAAUAAUGAGGCCAAAGUGUUCAACCCGGAAAAGAAGAAGCGUAAGAGAGAAGGUUACGAGGAGGGCGAUUAUACCCAACACAAAGAGAUUUCUGUAACGGAAUUUAUCAAUACUACUGAUCCGAUUGCGAUUCUCGGUACCUACCAUACGCUGAGUUUCCAACAAUCUCCAAGUGGAGAUCUGGCUUUAGCUACCCUUGAAAGACUGGAGGAGACCACAAAUGAAAUUCGCAAAUGCUGCGAGGAUCUCCGGGUCCUUGGUAAGAAAGAAUUUCGAAACUUGUUGAAAUGGCGAUUGAAGGUCCGAGAGAAAUUCGGCCUUACUGUUAAGAAAAAGAAGACCCAGGACGAGGGUGAAGAAGUUGCUGAGGUUGCACCUAUGGACGACGAAUUGGCUAUCCAAGAAGAGCUCCAACGUCUUCGGGACAAUGAGAAUGCGCAAAGGAAGAAAGAGAGGCGCAAGGAGAACGAGAGGAAACGUAAAGAUAUUGUACGAAUGCAGAUGCAUAUGAUCACGCCCACAGAUAUUGGAAUGGAGCAAGCGGGUAUUGGUGGCGACAACACUAUGUUUGCGAUGAAAGCUGUGAAUCGGGAGAACGCUGCGGACAAGAUCGCUUCGGGAAAAAUGGUUGAGUUGGAAAGCGAGGAUGAGUCGGAAGCUUCUUCCGGUGAGGAGGAAACAGACGAUGAAGAGGAUCAGCUUGAACGAGAACUUGAUUCACUGUAUGAGACGUACCAGGAACAAAAGCACGACCGGGACUCGAAACUGCGUGCAAAGAAGGCGCGUAAGGACUACGAAGCGGAGGAAUGGGAGGGUUUCUCUGGAAGCGAGAAAGGCGAGGAUUCUGAUGAAGAUGUGGAGGACGACGAUUCCUCUCUUCUAUCUACAAAACUACCCCAGCCAGGCAACUUGUCGAAUCAGGCCGCUCUAUUUUUCGACCAGGACAUAUUCGAAGGGUUAGAGGAGAUUAACGAGCUUGAUGAUGAAGAUAGUGCAAUUGAUAUGGAAGAUCGCCCAGCACGCAAAUCAGCCAAGGAAUCCGUCGCCAAAUCAAAGGACGUUAAGCCAUCAACUACUGAAGAACAACAGGAAGAUGGCUGGGAUUCCUCGGAUGAAGAAGCAGAGAAACCGGAUGAUCCUCGAACAAAGGAUGGACGCUUGGAUAUCGAUAUUAUUACUGCGGAAGCUAUGGCUCUUGCACAACAGAUAGCCACAGGAGAGAAGACGACCCAAGAUGUGGCAGAUGAGGGAUUCAAUAAAUACGCUUUCCGCGAUAAAGACGGACUACCAGAGUGGUUUUUGGAUGACGAGAGCAAGCACAGCCGUCCUCAGCGACCAGUCACCAAAGCUGCAGCGGCAGCCAUCAAAGAGAAGCUGCGAGCAAUCAAUGCUCGACCUAUCAAGAAAGUCCGCGAAGCAAAAGCACGAAAGAAGUUCAAGGUUGCUCAGCGACUGGAGAAGCUACGCAAGAAGUCCGCUCUGCUUGCUGAGGACGAGAGUGUUAGUGAGAAGGACAAAGCGCAGGCCAUUGCUAAGCUUAUGAGCAAGGCAGCUAAGAAGAAGCCCAAGCAGAAAGUGAAGUUGGUGGUUGCCAAAGGUGCUAAUAGGGGUAUUUCUGGUCGUCCUCGUGGUGUCAAGGGCAAGUAUAAGAUUGUGGACUCGCGAAUGAAGAAGGACAUUCGGGCCCAGAAGAGAGUAGCCAAAGCGCAGAAGAAGCGCUAAAAAGUAUAUAUUUGCAAGCAUGGAUAGACAUAAUGGGAUGUGUACAUGUCAC
Molecule: messenger RNA, 2449 nt
Organism: Talaromyces stipitatus ATCC 10500
Lineage: Eukaryota; Fungi; Ascomycota; Eurotiomycetes; Eurotiales; Trichocomaceae
Product: rRNA methyltransferase Spb1, putative
Exons: 4
Coding region: 1-2397 (798 amino acids)
Biological process (GO): rRNA methylation; maturation of LSU-rRNA from tricistronic rRNA transcript (SSU-rRNA, 5.8S rRNA, LSU-rRNA); maturation of 5.8S rRNA from tricistronic rRNA transcript (SSU-rRNA, 5.8S rRNA, LSU-rRNA)
Cellular component (GO): nucleolus; preribosome, large subunit precursor; nucleus
Molecular function (GO): rRNA (guanine) methyltransferase activity; rRNA (uridine-2'-O-ribose)-methyltransferase activity
Source: RefSeq, a predicted model, not a curated record